AUGUAUAGACGUCUCGUACUUGGAGCAUUUAUGAAAUAUGUGAGUCGCAGGCUUAAUUAUUGUCCGUGUCCGCCCAAUUCAAAUUUGAGAAACACCGUUGCGUUUCGUACUCAAAUUCAAACCCGGCGAUCCGACCCUUUGCUUUAUCGAUCAGCAGAUUCGUGCUUGAAAGUUCUUCGCUUUCGGAAUAUGGAGGCGCUUUACUCGAAGCUCUACAACAAAUACACCAAGCUCAAGAAGGAAAAAGAAUCCAAGUUGGAGCAGCUGAAUCGAGACCAAGAAGUGAAAUUUGUGAACUAUGCAGCUGCUGCAGAUGAAAUGAUACUAUACUUGAAAAGUGAGAAUGACAGGCUACGUGGUCAAGUUGAUGAGUUAAAAAGUGAACUGGCUUUUAUCAGAUCUUCCAAGGACGAACAAGAAGUUCAGCACCAAAAGCUUUUGAUGGAAGAAAACCAAAAGAAUAAGGAACUCUCAGAAGAAAUUGUGAAGCUAAAAAAGUUGGAACAAGAAGGUACCUGCCAUUCUAGACAAGAGAAAUUCGAAAGUAGACAGUCAAAUACGCAUACCAGUUCUCCAGAUGAAGGAGUAGGAUCUGGUCUCUCUGCCAUGAAAUCAAAGAAACGUAAAUCAUUACCUGCUAUAGAAGGUACAGCUGUGCCACAUAUUGACAUGGAACAUGAUAAUGCAGCAGAUAAAUGUUCUGACAGGAAUGAAGUUGGCGGUGCUCUCAAUAUUCAGCAGCCUGCAUGCUGUCAAAGAAAGGCUGAUACUUCAGAAACUGUGAACUGCAUGUUUCAAGUUCUCAUUGAGUUCGUAGUUGGCAUGAAAUUGUCCUUUGUAACUCAAAAAGAUGAACUAUGUAUAUCAGCACUUCAUCAAUCAAGUGGUUAUUCUUUCAGACUGACAUGGACAAACAAUUCAUGUGGAGAAGGUGAAUUAGUGUACCAUUUGUCGUCCCUGGGCACAUUUGAGAGAGUUGCCCCGGAGUGGAUGAGGGAGACUAUGAUGUUCAGCACAAGCAUGUGCCCUGUUUUUUUCGAGAGGAAAACUCCAAUGUCUCCGCAAAAGUGGGAGCUCUGGUUUUCAAAUGAAGAUAUCCAGAUUGACAUUCUAUCUCGAUUAUCUGCCAUGAUACUGAACCGAAUGAAAUGUGUUUCCAAGGAAUGGAAAUAUCUCAUCUCGGAUCGUUCUUUCAUCCGCUUUCAGGUUAAAAAUACAGAAACAGUAAAGGGGUUCUUCUUCCAGGAGAGCCAAUGGAGCGAUAAUAAUAUUGGAUUUAUCAACUACAUUCCAGUGGAAGGAGAAGGUGAAAAGGUAUGGCGGACAGUUUUGAACUUUCUUCCUGAAAAGGUGGUCAUUCUCUCUUCAAUCAACGGCCUCUUGUGUUGUCGUAGUUGUUUCUCUUCUUUAGACCCAAGGAUAUAUGUAUGCAACCCAUUGAACAAGCAAUGGAUAACUCUGCAGUGGCCUCAUCUUUUUAAAAGCAGCAGUAGCCUAGCCUUGGCUUUUGAUCCUCUCCAGAAUCCAAUUGAUGCUUCCACAGAUUUCAAAUUGGUCUUGGUUAGUGAUACUAUGACCAGUGGAGGGGAUUACCAUCUCUCAUUUGAUAUAUAUUCUACAGAAACUGGGAAAUGGAGAAGAUCAAAUGAGUUUUGUCAAUGCAAACAUAAACUAACAAAAAAUAAAGGCAUUUUUGUUGAGGGAAGAUUGUAUUGGCUUACUGAUGGUUACCAGAUUCUCAUGUUCCAUCCCCAAGUCGAGCUCUCUUGGUUAAUUAUGGCACCGCUACCUGCCACGUACUUUAGAAAUAUUCCCGAAAUGUGUAUAGGGGAAUCCGAAGGCAGGCUGUGCUACGUGAUAAUCUCCGAGGACGGACUUCAGUUGUGGGUUCUCGAGGAUUACUUUGCGUCCCAGUGGGCAUUAAAUACUUGUAUAACUCUGAAAGAAUUAGAGAAAGAAAAUUCAAGUGUUCUAUCCAAUAUGUCCAAGAAAAUGGCAAGUUCGAUAAAUAGAGGCACGCUUCCUCGUUGGAUAGAUCCAUUGGCUUUUAAAGAUGGGAUGCUGUUUGUGAGGGUAGCCACAAGUAUAUAUUUGUUUCAGUUUGAGACCAAGAAGAUGAAAAAGCUAACCGAGAUUUCCAUGUUGGGCCUAAAUCCUAUGGAUUCUCCCACUGUGAUUCCAUACACCAUGAGCUUGGUUCCGCUUGGCUAA
Fraxinus pennsylvanica is the source of this 2211-nucleotide messenger RNA. NCBI's taxonomy places the organism in Eukaryota, Viridiplantae, Streptophyta, Magnoliopsida, Lamiales, Oleaceae. The record is from the annotation of a GenBank genome assembly.